This is a messenger RNA of Limanda limanda (common dab), 957 nucleotides long. RefSeq names its product solute carrier family 30 member 8 (gene slc30a8). Bases 100 to 957 code for a protein of 285 amino acids. The record is from RefSeq and is a predicted model, not a curated record. Gene Ontology annotation, molecular function: zinc ion transmembrane transporter activity. Gene Ontology annotation, cellular component: plasma membrane. The transcript is spliced from 8 exons. Gene Ontology annotation, biological process: zinc ion transmembrane transport; response to zinc ion; insulin secretion. NCBI's taxonomy places the organism in Eukaryota, Metazoa, Chordata, Actinopteri, Pleuronectiformes, Pleuronectidae.
CAUUGCCAUGACAACAGCCACGCUCAGGAGGAUCGUGAGCGAGAGAAGAAAGUUGCCAGGAAGCGGCUCUACGUGGUGUCCGUCGUCUGCCUGAUCUUCAUGAUCGGUGAAAUCCUCGGUGGGUAUUUUGCAGGCAGCCUGGCGGUGAUGACGGACGCCGCUCACCUGUUGGUCGACUUCACCAGCUUCAUCAUCAGCCUCUUGUCCCUCUGGCUCUCCUCCAGACCGGCCACACACAAGCUCAGCUUCGGCUGGCACCGUGCAGAGAUCCUCGGCGCUCUGCUGUCGGUUGUCACCAUCUGGCUGGUAACGGGAGUGUUGGUCUACCUGGCCGUGGAGCGCCUCAUCAGCGACGACUACACCAUCGAGGGCACUAUCAUGCUCGCUACCUCUGCUUGUGCGGUGCUGGCCAAUAUAAUCAUGGCCCUCACCCUUCACCAGUCGGGCCACGGCCACAGGCGGAGGGCUCAGCAGGCCAACGCCAGCGUGCGAGCGGCCUUCGUCCACGUGGUGGGAGAUCUCCUCCAGAGCGUCAGCGUGCUCGUCAGCGCCAUCAUCAUCUUCUUCAAGCCGGAAUACAAGAUUGCUGACCCCAUCUGCACCUUCCUGUUCUCCAUAUUCGUCUUAUGCACGACCUUCACCAUCAUGAGAGACAUCCUCAUCGUCCUGAUGGAAGGCACUCCAGCGGGGGUGCGGUACAGCGAGGUGCAGGCUGGUCUGCUGGGGGUGAAGGGCGUCACAGCCGUGCACAACCUCCGCAUCUGGGCCCUCACCAUGAACCAGGCUGUGAUGACGGCACAUGUAGCCAUAGACGAGUCGGUGGAUGCUCAGACUGUCCUGAGAGAAAUGACACAGGCGUGUUUCUCCUCCUACAACUUCCACUCUGUGACGAUUCAAAUGGAGAGGCAGGCCGACCUGAAGCCCGGGUGCACCCUGUGUGAGGACCCCAAGAUGUAA